This is a messenger RNA of Aureobasidium vineae, 657 nucleotides long. The record is from the annotation of a GenBank genome assembly. Lineage: Eukaryota; Fungi; Ascomycota; Dothideomycetes; Dothideales; Saccotheciaceae.
AUGAAGAUUCUCUAUAUUGGCAUCCUAAAGAAUGAAGAUAAGCCGGCCGUCGAGCUGUGCGCCGAACGCGACCUGAGCAGCUACUCCCGCUUCACCCGCUCCUCGGUCGGCGAGUUCAUGUCGCUGUUCACAAAGACCGUCGCCGAACGCACCAAGCCGGGCCAACGCCAGGACGUCGAAGAGCAAUCCUACACCUUCCACGCCUACGGCCGCAGCGAGGGCGUCGCCGGCAUCAUCAUCAGCGACCAAGAGUACCCCGCCCUGGUCGCCCACCAGCUGCUCUCCAAGAUCCUGGACGAGUUCCUGUCGCGCUACCCGCGUUCUGCCUUUGCAAACUCGAAUGCCGAGUUGCCUUUUCCUCAGCUCAAGGAGUACAUUGUCAAGUACCAGGACCCGCACGCCGCCGACAGCAUCAUGAAGAUCCAAAAGGAGUUGGACGAGACCAAGAUUGUGCUGCACAAGACCAUUGAGAGUGUCUUGGAGCGUGGUGAGAAGAUUGACAACUUGGUGGCCAAGAGCGACGGUCUUUCUGCUCAGAGCAAGAUGUUCUAUACUCAGGUAUGUUUUCUAUAUUCUGGAUUUGAGAUAUGCCAAAUGCUGACCUUUUUGACUGUACUANNGGCCAAGAAACAGAACUCGUGCUGCAUUGUCAUGUAG